Molecule: messenger RNA, 937 nt
Organism: Sorghum bicolor (sorghum)
Lineage: Eukaryota; Viridiplantae; Streptophyta; Magnoliopsida; Poales; Poaceae
Product: gamma-glutamylcyclotransferase 2-3
Exons: 8
Coding region: 201-710 (169 amino acids)
Biological process (GO): glutathione catabolic process
Cellular component (GO): cytoplasm
Molecular function (GO): glutathione specific gamma-glutamylcyclotransferase activity; gamma-glutamylcyclotransferase activity
Source: RefSeq, a predicted model, not a curated record
CUCUCGAUUUCUGCGUGAUUCGCCUGCCUGCCUUCCUGCUCACUGCUGCUACUCGCGCACGCACCAACCAGAGGAGCCAGCACGCAGCGGCGACUCGGGGCCUGCCGCGCUUCCCCGUGGGCCGUGGCCGUGCGCAACAUCCUCGAUUCCACCGGAGGGAAAGGAAACGCCGGGAGAAGGGGGGAGGAGGCGUGGCGGCCAUGUCUCCGAUCUGGGUGUUCGGGUACGGCUCGCUGAUCUGGAACCCCGGCUUCGCCUACGACGCCCGCGUCGUCGGCUUCGUCAGGGACUACCGCCGCGUCUUCUACCAGGGGAGCACGGACCACAGGGGCACGCCGCAGUUCCCCGGGAGGACCGUCACCCUCGAGCACCAGCCCGGAGCGACCUGCUGGGGAGUUGCUUAUAGUAUAAAGGAGGAAGAUAAGGAGAUAGCUAUGGAGUACCUUGAAGUCAGGGAGAAGCAAUAUGAUGAGAAGGUUUACCUGGACUUGUAUACUGAUUCAUCGCCCAAAGUACCAGCUGUCGAAAAUGUGAUGGUAUACUUCGCCACCGCUAAUAAGGAGACCAAUGAAAACUACCUUGGUCCUGCACCUCUGGAUGAAAUGGCCAGUUCCCUAAGAAAACUCUUGCCGUAUUUAGGCAAAUUUGCCUUGCUCAAGGCCCAUCUGGACCUAACAGAGAGUAUGUGUUCAAACUUGAGGAUGCUUUAAACAAAUUAGUUCAAAUAUUUCUUGUCAGGAGUUGUAGACCAACAUGUCCAAGAACUGGCGAAUGCUGUGCGUGAGUAUUCUGACACCGAGUUAUCUAAGUGAAAAAUCACAUUUACCCCUUGUUUGGAGGGUAAAGAUUUAUGAAUAAAGUUAGAAUCCAUUCAUGCCCAAACAUUGAUAUAUUCUUGUAAGCUGCUUUUUGAGUGGCUACAUUUUGAUUAUAUUCC